AUGUGGGAGCUCAGUGAAGAUAAGAUACACUUUCAAAUGUUCCCGAAGCCCCCGUCCCUCCCUGUGAAGGCGGAGUGGGCCACUGAAGUGUCGCUGAGCUCCUGUCGCCAGUCUGCAGGAGGAGGAGGCCACCGACUCUUCUGCAGAAACAGAAACUUCAGACAUAAAAUCAAAAUGGAUUCAUCUGCACAAUCUAAUAAGGGAAACCAUAAUCGCAGGCCCAAGGAUGCUCAGAACAAGCCUCAUGUUCCUCCUCAGAAAGAUGCCUAUGCCAGACUCCUCAGCCAGCACCGCAGCAGCAAGUUCAACUCUUAUCUGGAGCAAUUUGCAAGGAACACAUUAAGUCUAGAUGAAGAUUCAAGUGACUUUUCACCCUCCUCUGUGAAAAGCAAAACUGGGGAGUCCUCCCUGUCCUUGUACAUGGAGAAACUUAGUUGUGGUAAUGAGCCUCCAGAGAACGAGGUGAUUCCUGGUGUCUCAGAGAAGCUCAGGAAAGGACAGAGGAGGGACACAACCACCAGCCAGGAUGGGGACAUUGAAUCCGGAGAAGAGUUGAUGGCCUUAAAUGAAUCCAAGAAACCACAGAAGCAGCAUAAGAAAAAUAAAGAUGUAGUCUCCAAUGAAGAUGGUCCUCAAGCUCCGAAUAAAGAGGGUAUAAUUCAACAAGAAUCAGAAAAGACCAAGAAGUCCAAGAAAAAGAGCCCAGCAAAGCAGAAAGAAGAUCAGAAAAAUAUGAUCAAGCAUGAAGCUGAGGCCCAUAUGUCUCCAAAAUCUCAAAAACUUCAACCAAAUAAAGUGGCCAGUUCUCCAGCUGACAAGAAAAAAAACAGAGGGAACGAAACCAAAAAACAAGUGUUUGAGCCUUACAUGUCGCUGGAGGAGGUUUCUCAUGGACUAAAGAGAGGAGAACUCAUUCAGGGUCAGCUAAGAAUCAACCCCAAGAAAUACCACGACGCCUUUAUCUCUUGUCCUGAUGAUGGCCGGGAUUUAUUUCUUGACGGCAUUGUAGCUCGCAACAGAGCUCUGAAUGGAGAUAUUGUGGCUGUGCAAGUCCUGCCUCGGGAUCAGUGGAAGGUGGUACGGUCCGAUUCUGACUGUGAGGGUGCCUAUGAGUCAGACACGUCUCGCAAGCGAACUGGAAAAAAUGUAAAUCAGCAGCUCAAUAGACCAGAGGAGAUUGCCCACGGUCAAUUUAGUGACGAUGAGCUACAGAGAACUGCCAAAGUGGUUUACAUUGUGGAAAAGAAGCAUUCAAGGGCUGCGUCCGGAUUCCUGCGAUUUCUACCUGACAAGACCUUUGCUAUGUUUUCUCCCACGGAUCACCGCGUGCCACGCAUAAACGUUCCUUUGUCGGCUUGUCCCCAAGACUUCAGCUCUCGACCAGAGGACUAUGCCAACACUUUGUUCAUAUGCAGAAUAGUGGACUGGCCUGCUGACAACAACUUUGCACAGGGGCUGCUUGCCAAAUCGCUUGGUCAGGCUGGAGAAAUUGAGCCAGAGACGGAGGGUAUCUUGAUUGAAUAUGAAGUAGAUUUCUCUGACUUUACAAAUGAGGUUUUAGACUGCCUCCCCAAAAACCUACCCUGGAUCAUUCCACCAGAGGAGAUGGAGAGGAGGAGAGAUCUUCGGAAACAGUGCAUCUUCACCAUAGACCCAGCAACAGCCAGAGAUCUGGAUGAUGCUUUGUCCUGUAAACUUCUCCCUGAUGGAAAUUAUGAAGUCGGAGUCCAUAUUGCUGAUGUCACUUAUUUUAUGGAGGAGGGGAAUGCUUUGGAUUUGAUGGCCAGUGAACGGGCUACCAGUGUGUACCUGGUUCAAAAGGUGGUUCCCAUGUUGCCUCGACUGCUCUGUGAGGAGCUGUGCAGUCUCAACCCUCUCACAGACAGACUUACCUUCUCCGUCAUUUGGAAACUUACUCCUGAAGGAAAGAUACUGAGUGAGUGGUUUGGCCGCUCAGUGAUCCGCUCCUGUAUUAAGUUAUCAUACGACCAUGCCCAGAGCAUGAUCGAAGCCCCCGAAAAACUGUUCACUGCUGAGGAGCUGCCUCUGUUUGAUCCUGAACAUCCCAUCGAUGAGAUCCACCAGGCUGUGCUCCACCUGCACGCCAUCGCCAAGAACCUCCGCAACCAGCGCUUCAGUGGGGGAGCCCUUCGUCUGGACCAGUUGAAGCUGUCUUUUACUUUGGAUAAAGAAAGUAUGAUGCCUCAAGGCUGCUACGUUUACCAGUACAGAGACAGUAACAAGUUGGUGGAAGAGUUCAUGUUAUUGGCCAACAUAGCCACAGCACAUCACAUCCACAGGCAUUUCCCUGAGUUGGCUCUGCUCAGAUGUCACCCUCCACCCAAAGCCAAACUCGUCCUGCACCUGCAGGAAGUCUGUAAAACUCUGGGUAUAGACAUGGAUUUUUCCUCUGCGGGAGCUUUACAAAAAACCCUCAAUGCCACGGUUGGGAAUGAUCAGUAUUCUGCAGCCAGGAAAGAAGUCCUCACUCACUUGUGUUCAAGACCUUUGCAGAUGGCCCAAUAUUUUUGCUCUGGGCUGAAAAGAGACGAGCAGCAGUAUAAACAUUAUGCCCUGAAUGUUCCUCUGUACACUCACUUCACCUCUCCCAUCAGAAGAUAUGCAGAUGUUAUUGUCCACCGGCUCCUGGCUGCAUCGCUUGAUUGUGGACCUAUGUUGGGGCGGGUGUCUAGCGAAGUGCAGAAACAAGCAGAACACUGUAAUGACAAAAAGACUGCAGCCAAAAGAGUCCAUGAGCUCAGCACAGAGUUGUUCUUUGGGGUGUUUGUGAAGGAGUGUGGACCGCUGGAGUCUGAGGCCAUGGUGAUGGGAGUGCUGGAUCAGGCCUUCGAUGUGCUGGUUCUCCGCUAUGGAGUUCAGAAACGCAUUUACCCCAAGCAAAUCAACGGUGUUGAAGCCUUUUUUAAACGCAAUGUUGGAAAAACACUUGAGCUGACUCUCAUAUGGAAACGCGAAAAUCCCAAUGAAGCUCCAGUUCAGCAGGUCAUUUCCAUCUUCACCCGGGUGGAUGUGCAGUUGGUAACGGACCGCGCAACCCUUAAGUACAGCGCAGAGCUGAAGAGGCCGAGCACGGAGGGCUCUUAA
Knipowitschia caucasica is the source of this 3105-nucleotide messenger RNA. The record is from the annotation of a GenBank genome assembly. Lineage: Eukaryota; Metazoa; Chordata; Actinopteri; Gobiiformes; Gobiidae.